UACUGUAAACCGCGCGGUCGUACAGAACGGACUGACGUUUCCCGGUGUCUCGACCCGACACAAGUUGUCGCGCGUAAAACUUGUCGCGACACUACAUUUCGGUCAAAACUUGUCGAUAAAUCUAGUAUAAUAAUUUUGAAAAAACAUUUUUUUUUUGAAAGUGCAAAAAAUCACCGCGACAUGUAUUAGUCGCAACACGCGGAUGUCAUCCGAUCACAAUGCGACUUAGUCGCAGGUCGCACGCGACACGCGACAACCAUAGGCGACACAAGCGACGCGCGACACGACUGCGACGCGACAACAUCGGGUGGUGCGACGACAAAAAAACUAAUACUGAAGACGAGGAGGGUCCACCUCGGUUGCAACUGUUUUUGUUACCCUAGUGAAAUUUUUGGAAAAUUCGAAACAAUUUCCUUUGUAAAUUUGAUGGAUAAUCGUCUAAUUUCAUGGGUUGAACCCUAAAAUAAAUACGUAAAAAAUAUAUAGUUCAUAUAAAACGAUUGUGUGAAAUAUACAGUUCAUAAAAAUCGAUUUUGUAAUCAGUUGAAGUAAAUUUUCGAUUUUGUAAUCAGUUGAAGUAAAUUUUCGAAAAUUGUGUUAAGUGUGGAAGGAACUGUUCUGGGACAAAUUUUGCUGUCUCCAACAAGUGGAUGUUGUCAACGAGACACCAAAGGAUACAAUUUUUUGACCCAGGAGAAGCAGAAAAAAAUUCAAGAUGCCAGACAUACAGAUAAAGCUGACUUUAUUUUGCAUUGUCCUACUGAGUGCAAAUACGGUAUGCGAGUAUGUGCUGGAGGAUCUCAUUGCUAUGGAAGAUAACCAGCGGGCCAUACAUAAUAUAGGCGACGACUCACGAGAUGGCGUCGAACAUCGACAACUAAUACGAACGGUGCGACAAAAAAAGACCGACAACGAAGUUGGUGAAAAGCAAACAUCCGACAAGGACAAGCCGAAAGAGAACAACGAUGACGAUGAGGAAAAGAAAACACUCGCUCAACAGGUGGCUGACGGAAAAUACGGCUUGAUACAAACUGAGAUUUUCUCCGAUAAACCUGAGAGACCAGGGAUCAUCAGUUACGAGGUGAACCCUGAGGUGCCCAAGGACAAUGUCAACAAUUUAGGGGGGCUGAAAGCUGAGGAGAUCUGGUUGGCUGAGAACCAUUUGUUGGUGCUGGGAGGGGGAGGGUUUGGAGCUGAAGGUAGGGGGAAACCAGUGUGGCCACCUAUCGACAACUAUGUGGCUCCUGAGAGGCAGGUCAAGAUACCACCAAACCCAAAAGUGCCACCUCCGUUCCCCGUACAGUUGAGACCAGGGGGACCGAUAGAGUUCCUAAGAGGGGAGAACGGCACAGGGGGACCACCACCGUUCCCACCAUUCCCCGGUUUUUUCCCUCCCGGGAAUUUUUCUGGAAUACCUCCGCCGUUUUUCCCGCCACCGGGAAACUUCAGCCUGGGGAACGGGGGGGCUCCCGGCCCCUACGGAGGACAGUUGCCUCCGUUCCCCUUUCCCCCUCAACUACCACCCGGGGGCAGUUUCAACGGAUCGUUUAUUCCACCGCCGCCACAGUUUCUGCCGCCUCCGGGAGGACCCGGGGGCUUCCCCCCCAACCAGUCGUUGCCCUUCGACGAGGACGACCCCUCCAUCUACUACCCCCCGCCCUACGACUUCGUCUAUCCGCGGGACAACUCUUCGCAUGUGCCGGCCGGCCCACUGGUUCCUGGCAUCGUACUUCCGCCGCCUCCGGAUUUCUUCGCGCCCUUGAACGAGAAGCCUGCCCGCCAGCGAAGACCGCCCCCGGCAAAACCCACCCCCACAAAGCCACCGCGGCCCACGAAAAAGCCUCCCGAAAAAUACAACUACGCUACCCCAGCACGUGGCUCAACAGCCUCCAAACCUACAAAAAGGCCAUCAGUGCAAAUUAUCACUGAGGAACCGCAACAGCACAUCAACGAGGUCACGCCCUUCCCCCACUCUCUCCCACCCAACGCUGUUGUCCAAGGGUGGCUACCGAUCCCCGCCCCCCGACCCUUCUACAUCACACGCCCCCGAGGCAGCAAACAACCCUACAACAAGGAACUGGAAAACACAACACCGGCAGUUGCCAUCAAAGAACGACGUCCAACCUCCUCACAAAUCUACAGUGAUGAUGGCUACUAUUAUGAAAAACCCAAAUCUCGUCCCCACACCCUACCUAAAGAAAACCCAUCCUACAACCCAACAAAACUAGUCAAUGUUGAUCCAGCCUACAACUACAAUCCCAACCCCAUCUACAUCACAUCAACCAUCCCUCCUCCACCACAAGUGCCAUACCAGAACACACCUCAACCACAAAACGGAAAAGCUUUGAAGACAUUCUACUUCUAUGAAGAGCCUCACGACAUAUCCACUACAACUGUUCGACCGCCAGUGCAGGCCAACUACUACAGCACACCUGUCCCUCAGAGUGGGUACUAUCUACCAGCACAGGAACAACCUAGAUAUGUGCAGAACAAAUAUGAACUACCACCACUCAGAGCAAGUACACGGGCUCCACCAGUCAACUACUUCUACAUCACUGAGGCUCCACCCAGGGCAGCAGUCACAACUUCAAGCAGAAAACCACCUAUAUACGAGUACAGCUACACUGCACCAGGGUAUGGCACCAUUGAUGCACCCAAGGUGGGCACGCCCACACCUCUGGGCAUUAGUCAUGCAUCAAUCAACAACCAGAUCCCAGAUGAUGGCAGCUACAACUACUAUGAUGAUUACUUGGACCAAACCACACCCAGGACACCAGUUGUCUCCAAGCACCGCUACAACCAGGACAACCUCAACCUGGUCAAGAACAACCUCAUCUACACCACUGAACGACCAAUCUACAGGGCCCCCUCGACCAAGGCACCUCCCAGGGGGUAUGUGUACACCACCACACAACGCCCCAUACUAUCCACCACUGCUGCUCCAUACUCAGCCGACCACCAAACACAGAACCCAUACUAUGCAUUCUUCACCCACCAUGAUGCAGGACUCAUAGAUGACAUCACCAAGAAGUACUUCACAAUAUUCGGACAGAAACUGAACAACCCAAGCACUACCCCUCUGACACCUACUGAGAAUUCCUAUGAGACUGCCACACGUAAACCUGUAGUGUACAACAGGGUGGUGACAUCAACACCCCCACCACAACGCCUCCAAGAAUACUACUACUCAUCACAACCUCCCCCAGCCUACUACGACUAUGACUAUUAUGACAGUGUGGAGCAGAUCAACAGAAACAACCAGGGAAACAUAUACUCUUCCAAGAAAUCUCAAUACUACGACAGAUCCAGUCCCCAAUCACAAUCUGCAAGACCACCCUCACUGGAGCAUGACAUUGAUGUCAACUACAAAACCCAGAACCUGCAGAUUGAGGCAGAUGCAGAGAUGAUCGACCCUCAGAAGGAUGUCAGGAUAGACCCCUUGAGACAAAGGGCAGAACAACUCCAACUGAGACCAUCCCCCAUUGGAUCAUCGCUCAUCUCCUACAGUUUGCCCGGGAAUGGUGGGGGACAUUUCUACUUCCUGACCCCACAAUCUAUCCAGGACGAAGCAGAUGCCAACGCGUAUGCUGCCUACAGUCAACAACAGCAGUUGGGGCCUCUCUAUUACAACAAGAGGAACACACAACGUCAACAGCGCCAGCAACCUGUAUCUUCAUCUAGUGGUAACUCCCAGUCAUCUUCUUCCACACGAAAUAGUAGGAGACAAAACAAACAAAGACAGUAUAAUCGACAAAGUGCAGAGGCAACAUGAUAGAUGGUGGCACUUAUUAGGAAUUGUGUAAUCACAGACUGUUAUUUUAAUUUAUGGAAGAUUUUUGGACACAUCAAUUGAGUCCAUUCAAACAGAAUACUGGAGACACAAUGUAUCUAAGUUAGUCCAGGUUCUUCAAACAGAUAGCAACCAAACAGUAAUAGAUGAAGAACAAAGCCAACAAAUUUUGACAGAUCAUAAAAUUGCAAAUAGAAUAUUCAAAUUAGUAUGAUACUCAAUUCAGGAGUUGAACCCUUACAAGAAACUAAUCGAGAUAUUUUAUUUUCUAUUUAUUUAUUCAUAUGGCUUUUAUCGGCAGAGAGAUCCAUUUGGAUGUUCUGCCUUGCCGUAUUACCCAAUGUCAUUUCCUAUCAACACUCAACUUGAUAGGUUAUGUAUUUGGUUCUUCAUGUUUUCUCACUAAAAAUUUUCACUUUCACUUCCUGAGUUUCUGGAUAUUGAACCGAUACAACUAAAUAUUUUGUAGUACACAAUUAUUGCAUAGAAAUCUUUUCCAAAAUAAUUGAUUGUGGAAAAUUUGAUCAUAUUUUGUAAGAGCCUGGACUCAAUUGUUUCUGUUUGGACGCAUUUAAUUGAUAGUUUUCUAUUUAUUGAACUAAAAUGAAUUCAAUGAUACAUGAACUGGUUUUGAGAAUAAAUUAAUUUCAUUAAAAUGAAAUGUUACAGUGAUUUAACGAGCCUACAAAACAAUAUGAUGAGCGAAAUAAUAUACUCUUUUCCCCCUUUUUGUGUAGUUGAAAAGUUGCUUAUCAGAGAUUGACAAUGGUGUAACAACCGAAACCGGUCUUUCUAACUAUCAAUAAAUCUGUGGUUUCUUCAACAAUUUCUUAGUCUUUUAUUUAAUUUAAAAUAGUGUAAUAUUGAAUGGAUGCUUAAUGAAACAGCUUUCAAGAUGUUUGCAAUCAAAUACUUGGACAAAAGUACCCUCAUAUAAAUUUAUUGUUGUAACGUUAUUUCAAAAUGAUAUAUAAACUACAGAACUGUUUGUAAUUCAAUUCAUUUUGACUAAUGGAUAACUUAAUUGGGAUAAAUAUUAUCUUUUAACAAUAAAUUUUGAUAGCAAUAAAAUAAUAUGCAUCUAUUUAUGCAUUGCUUAUACCCAUCCACAGUAAACAAAAGAUUAUUAAUAGGAAAUGAUAGAUUCAAUUAUAUAUCAAUGCAUAACAAUAUUUAUUGGAGAAUUAUUCAGCUAAUUCAAUACCAAAAUUGCAUAAGAGCAGGAAUGUUCAGCAUGGAUAGUUGAAGAAAAAGUAUAAUUCCAUUGUCGAUUUAAACUUGAUUAGAAAGUAACUACCAAGGAAAACAAUUAUUGAAUUCCGAAGAGAGUAAACAAUUAUUUUGAAACAGGAGAAAGCAUCCAACUUUUACUGAAUAACUGCAACAUUUUCAAAUCAACUCCCAUAAAAAUUGCAAAUUCUCCAACGAUUCCAUACCACAAAAUGUAUAACUCCAGUGAAAAAUAUCAUGUGAAGAGAUAAAAUAUGACAACAAUUCUCAACUGAUAAAACUUGAAUAAUUUGCUCAAACUAUGCUAUACUUGCCAGGUUCCAUAAAAUAUCUUACAUUACAGUAUUUAUUGAAAAUAUAAUUAGUGGAAUAAAGUUUACAAUUUUGUCUCGUUUUGUGAAUUUUGUGUGCGAAGACUGAUUAUUCCGGGAGUGAAAAAAAAUUGAAAACAAACGUCGAAAAAACUGUGAUAAUAUUUACGAAAAUUGAAAAUACUUAGAUUAAUUAAAUUGUAAAUUUGUUGCAAUGUGGCGUUCAAUGUUAAUUAGUGAAGUGACUUGGUGCUGAGAAAGUGGAGUAAACUAUUUAAAAUAUUAGAAAAAACUAUAAAAAAGUGUCAUCAGACAAACAAAUCAAGUGUAUACAGUGAUUUAAAUGUUCUGGUGUUACCAAACUUGAAAUACGAUUACUUAGCCAUUCAUUAAAAGUAAGGUUUACGUUUGUACGAGAUUCUACGUCACUGAUUAUUAUUCAUCAACAAUUCAUGUCAAAAAUACUUUCCAUAACUGGUUUUUGCACAAUAGAUGUCAGCCGUUUUAACCUGUUUCAAAUAUUUUGGCAUUUUUUUAUAGGAAUUUCAUCUGUUAAGAAACUUCGUUAACAAUCUCUAUGAUCUUGACUGAUUUCUAAACAUUCUUAUCAAUAUGCAUGGAAAUAUUCAAAAUAUUCAGUUGUAGUUUUCUGAAUGAUUAGAUAGAGAACCAAUUCCAUUAUACUCAAAAAGCAUCUUCGAAUUCAUAUUGAUAAUCCAGUCAAAAACCGUCAAUUUUCAAUUGGAAUUUCCAAUUCCUACAGAAGCGAAGAACAAAUCAAAAUUCAUAAAAUUCCAAUCGAAGAACAAUAAUUUAAUGAUACAUUUAAAAUGUGGAAUCUCGUACAAAAAUGAUAAUUAGUACUAUAUUAGUUAGUAGUAUUUAUGAUAAUGUUGUAAUUACUGUACUAAAUUAUAUAUAAUUAAAAUUUGAAUGAUUGAAAAUUGCAUGGGGAGGAAUAUUCAAGAUCUAAAUGAACAAAAAACUUGUUACUAGUUGUCUAUCACUUCCAAUUUUUCUUCUACCGAAUGAUUAAAAUGUGAGAAACUGUAAGAAAUCAAUAGAAAUGUGAAUACAUAGGUUGAAUGAAAGAGUGAUUUGAAUUUAUUUGAUUUAGUUAGUCACUAUUGGUUCUAUUUCGUUUUCGACACUAAUUCAGGGUUGAUCUAACCAUGAUCAAUUUUAAUCUUAGGUCAAGUUGGCAUUGGUAUGAUUAUCUGAUGUCGGACAGUUGAUUAUCUGAUAUCUGAUGUCGGACAGUUGAGCCCGAUUGGUCAAAAACCCAGUAUAGCAAAUCAUCACUAAAUAAGAUUGAAAUUAAAGAAGACCCACAAUAAAUUAGAUCAAAUGAGGAAAAAAAAAGCGUACUGGAUACAUUAAUAUACAAGCUAAUAGUACUUCAAAUAAGUUAGUCAGCUGGUACUUGACAAGACAUGAAAAAAUUGUUGAAUCAAUUUUUCUGAUGACAUCAAUUAUUACAAUAAUUCAACUAAACUUCAAUUGAAACGUUCAAUCAAUUAGAAGAAAUGAGACAAAAAUUAGCGUACUGAACACAUUAAUAAACAAGCUAAUAGUACUUCAAGUAAGUUAGUCAGCUAAUACUUGACAAGACAUGAAAAAAUCGUUGGAUAAUUUUUUCUGAUGACAGCUUAACAUCAAUUACAAUAAUUCUACUCAACUUUAAUUGAAACAUUUAGAAAUUACUAGUACUUUGCUUGUGACUAUCUUAAUACUCGCUUGUUUGAAUCAAUUAGAAGAAAAGUGCGUCCUCACUUUCACUAGGUCUCUUUACUACUCGACUAGAUAGUGUGUGAAAAGCAUUCAAGAAAACGAAAGCUAAUCUAGUAAGCAGAGGAUGAGAAAAGUUAUUAUCUCCGAAAGCCAUACCAUCUAUUAUACUAAAUGAGUAGGUUGAUUUAGGCAGUAAAAAGCAGCGGUGUUUUGAAGGCCAUUUUUAACAGUGCUGUUAAACUGUCUGCUCCUAAAUUGAAUGAAAUUAAUUCAGGUAAAAUACUUGUCGAGGAAGUAAAUGAGGAUUAAGUUCGAAGAAAGUUUUAUCAAGAUUAAAUUGAAAAGUUUUUGGGUGAAUUAUUAAAUUGAGAAAACUACUUAUUUCAUAAAUGAAGAUCAAGUUUAAAGAAAGUUUUAUAAAGAUUAAAUUGAAAAGUUUUUGGGUGAUUUCUUAAAUUGGGAAAACUUAAUUCAAACUGAAUAAAUGCUUAUUAGUUUUAAAAUAAUUAUCAAAUUCAUUUUAAUUUGAAAAGCUGUGUAAAUUCAUUGUAGUAGUCUAUUGUGUUUAAAUAAUUCAAUUAAGCACUAAGUACUAAAUUUGUACUUGAUAGAAUGUGCAUAUUGUGAAAAAGAUAAUUAGUGUGGAGAAAUCUUGGGUUAAUAUGUGAAUGUUACACAUUAAAAAUGUGUAAAAAUACAUAUUUAAAAGUGUGUAGAUGUGAAAUUUUGAAACGUUAUUUCUUGUAUAAAUACUAUGUAAUAAUGUACGUAAUCUAUUGUAAAAUAAUGUAUUUUCAGAAUUAAACCAGCAUCAACCUUCA
Molecule: messenger RNA, 7883 nt
Organism: Nilaparvata lugens (brown planthopper)
Lineage: Eukaryota; Metazoa; Arthropoda; Insecta; Hemiptera; Delphacidae
Product: extensin-2
Exons: 3
Coding region: 716-3772 (1018 amino acids)
Source: RefSeq, a predicted model, not a curated record